Molecule: messenger RNA, 1179 nt
Organism: Branchiostoma floridae (Florida lancelet)
Lineage: Eukaryota; Metazoa; Chordata; Leptocardii; Amphioxiformes; Branchiostomatidae
Exons: 5
Coding region: 20-913 (297 amino acids)
Source: RefSeq, a predicted model, not a curated record
GGAUUCCAUCGUUGACCAGAUGAAGCGGCUGCAGGAGGCCUAUAACUACCAGUUCCUGGAGCGGCGGCCGUUCUCGUACGACGACUCGCGCAUGGCCAUGAUCGAGGCCUGGCUCGCCAACAACCGGAUAUCCAUGCUGCAGCGCAUGGAGAAGAUCGGAAAUGACGUGCAGGUGUUCAACGCGGCCUCCCCGCCCCUGACCAACACCAUCGUGUUGCGCCGCCGUGACCUCGCGGCCGACUUCGCCCGGUUCGAUAACGGCACCGAGCUGCCCUUCGUCAUCAGCGGGGCGGAGGCCCUCCUGGCGCCGAUGACUCACGUGCACAUGACCGAUGUCAAGGCCUGGAUCCCCGGCGUUCGCACAGAGGACCGCCGUGUGAAGGUCUGGCUCAAACGGUACGGCACGUCCCUGGUGUACGACCAGCAGGGAGGGAUGUGGACUUUUACGCAUGCGCCCCGCACCAUGCUGUUCCACUACAACACCGACAGUCUGCAGGUAUAUUCAAAGGCCGACAUCCACCAGCCCAGCAGCGACUACGUCACGCUGAGUCCCAUUGGCCCCUGGACCCUGGCCGUGCCGCGGGAGCACAACCCGGGGGUGGACGUUACCGCGGUGCGGGAGAUCCGCCUGCAGCUCACCCUCACCUUCCUGCCGUGCGCUCAGCCCGUCUGCCCGCCCCGCACAAGGGUCAACUUCACGGAGGCCGGCGGGAGCUCCACAGCCGAGUUCCGGGUCCAGGACACGGCGGAAGAUGUCGGGCCCGGCUCGGCCGCCUGGGUUGUGGCGGUGCUGGCGGUGCUCGCUGUGCUGCUAGUUGCGGGGUUGCUGUACGUUCGUAAGAGGCGUUCAGCACAGGCUCACCUCCCGGGGCACAGCGAGACAACACCGCUAACAGCCAACACGGCUGUGUGAGCCUGUACCAGAAAAAAACAUCGGCGAUGGAAACAAACAGCUUUCAAUGUUUAAUGUGGUUAAUUAGAGAUCGUUUCGCCACCUUGUCGGUUCGUCACAGUCAUUUCGCCAUAUGACAAGUCGUCAAUGCUAUAUGAUGAAUAAAAGUUAUUGAUAACUUUGCUUACCUUAGCAUACAUGUUUACUUACCAUUUACUUACAUGUUACUUACCAGUUUUCAUACUACUACGCAGAGCGUAAAGAUAAACUAUAUGUUUGAAAGAUUA